CGCAAUGACUAUAAUUAAAUUUUUCAUUUGUAGAUUUAUUUUUAUCUAUUACGUAAAUGAAGUCGAUAAUGCUAUUAAUAUGUGAUAUAAAAUUCUUGUUGAAUACUAAUUCGUAUUUGAUGAUUUUCAUUUUAUGCGUUGUCAAUAAUUUAAAUUUAUAACCUAUUUUUGCUCUUUGUAUUAUAUACAUACAUAUUGUGACAUAUCUAAUAGAUAGUACAUAUGAAUUUUUAAUUUAAAAAAAUGGAAGAUUUUCAGUAUGUAGUUAAAAAACAAGAACGAAAAAAAAUCUGUUUUGGUUCUGGAUGUUCACGCGAUAUGUCUAAAAGAGGAAUGACUUCUUUUAUGAGAUAUUAUGUGAAAGAUAAUUAUGAAAACAUUGCUCCUGGUACAUACAAUGCUAUGAAUGCAUUUUUGGCUAUUAAAAAUAAACCCUGCUUACAUAGUAUUAGUAAUAAAGGAUAUGGCGGUAUUAUUAGAGCUGUAGAUGCAAUUGAACAUAGGAAAGAUUUUCCGUCUCCAGCAGAUUAUAAUCUUGUUAGUAGUUUCAAGCCUAUCAAAGAAUCAAAAGUUCCCUUUGGAUCUUUUACCAGAACAACUACUUUUGCUGCCAAUAUAAAUCCAGGACCUGGAACAUAUACACCGGUAAGGAAGAAAGAAAUUGCAUUUGAGCAUAGUUUUGGUGGUAGAGUUAAGAUGAGAUUGGGAGUUCAAUUUAAAUGUUGUAGUAAUAAUACAGACAUAUGUAAAAACUGUGGACAAAAACCCAAAGGAGAUUAUUGGCAUUGGAAGGAUAAAAUUUUUGUGUGUAGAUUAUGCAUGAUCGAUUUGCUCCAAAAACAAUCAAGGUAUAAAAGAGAAGAACUAAAUCAUUUUUCUAGAGUGCGUGAUUGUUCGGACAUUCAUCGGCAUGAUGGUACUGAUGCUAAUAUUUGGUUAAUACAUCCUGAACUUCUAAGACAAAGGCUCAUCAAGGAAACAUAUCUUACUUUUUAUUUAAAAAAUUAAAUUCAAUGCUUCAUCAAAUUUUGCACAUUUGUACUCGGAUGUAUUUAUCAAUCGACGCAAGCAAGGCAUUAUAAGUAGACUUAUUUUAUUUAACUUUUAAAUAAACUUUAUAUAAUGCGAUCUAUAAUUUGAUGAUCUUUAAUCUAAUUUCUAGCUUAUAAUGUAUAAUCAACUUCAUAUAAUAUAAUCGUCGAUUUAUAAUACAUUAUGCGAUCUUAUUUACACAAAGAUGAUAUAAAAAUAUUGAUAUAUAAUUAUAAUACUUAUAAUAAAUACUUCAAAUAAUAUAAUAGACGUAUUUCUAAUGAUAGAAUGUGGAUAGUAUUUAACAUUUUUUGUUUGAUGAUAUUAUCAUUACGUAUACACGAUAAUCAGUCGAUAGAGAAAGGACGUUUUUGACAAUUUCUUUUUAAAUGUCAUCUUAUACCUACACUCUUACACGUUCAUAUUUGGCAAGUAUUAGAGAUUAGUAAUAGCAUAAUUGUAUUACUGCAAUAGUACAGAUUCACAUUCGGUAUUUUUAUGUUACUAAAAAAGUAUUACAAAGUAGUAAAUUAAAAAAACGCAAUAUAUUUUUUUGAGAAAG
Molecule: messenger RNA, 1594 nt
Organism: Polistes canadensis
Lineage: Eukaryota; Metazoa; Arthropoda; Insecta; Hymenoptera; Vespidae
Exons: 5
Coding region: 244-1008 (254 amino acids)
Biological process (GO): regulation of cell projection organization
Cellular component (GO): ciliary basal body
Molecular function (GO): cytoskeletal protein binding
Source: RefSeq, a predicted model, not a curated record